CUGUGCAUGUGCAACAAAACGCGCGCGUAGCCGGCAAUUGGCAAAUAUUGCAAUAAAUCGCGAAAUUUAAAAAGAAAUACGCUUAAGACCGGUGAAAUAGUCGCCCAAAGAUGUCCGCCAGCUCCUCCAGCAACGCCUGCAAGCUGCUCCUGCUUGGUCGCGGUAUGCGCGCCACACUCCUGUGCGUGGCCAUUCAGUUCCUCCUGCUGACUGUCUUCCUGCUGUCGGUGAACUUCACGCUGCUGCAUCCGCUCGCCUGGGUGACCGGAACGCUGGGCCUGGUGGCCAGCUGGUACACCUGGUUCGCCAGCAUCCCGCUGGUGAUCGCCGUCGUUCUCUACGGGGUCUCUCUCUGUCAGCAGCACCUCUGGGAGCGUCCGUACUGCCCCACGCGCUACCGCUGGCUCCUGAACCACGGACCGCGCAAGCUGCUUUUCUUGGCCGCUCAUAUCUUGGUUGGAUUCCUAACCGCGUGGCUCUACACGGGAUAUCUGCACACGGACUAUCAGCAUCUUCGGUACAAGUGCUACGGCCAAGACUGCGUGAGCGCUUACCAUGUGUACCUGCUGGGCAUGGGCAUUACCGCCGGAAUCUGCUACUUCGCCUCCGUCCACAUGCGCCACGAGGUCUCCAUUGAGUUCCCCAUCGUGGAGCAGUCCCGCGGCGAGAGGCUCCGCGAACUCCUGUACGCCAGCCUGUCUCGAUCCCUGUUCAGAUCGCUGUUGCCCACGAUUAGCUAUACCUUGGCAUUUUGGCUGUUAGGACCCCUAGUGUGCCGCAAACUGAGCCACUUCCUGUCGGUGGACCUGGACGAGCGACUGGAGGGUUUUUUCGGUGUGGCCACCAAUGUCCGUCUCCUCUUCUACGGCUGGUUGCUAACUGCCCAGAUUCUGAGCAAUAUGCACCUAAUGCACUGCUUCUACGGCAUGCUGCUGUCGGAGGACAUUCCCCUGGUAGUGGCCAAGCAGCGAGCGCCCUUUGUCCACGAACAGGAGGUGACCGUGGUGGCGGGACUUGGGGUUUUUAACGUUUACGUAGUACAAUGCCUGGCUGCUCACUACUUCUACAAGUUGGCCUGGCGUAAGGAUUCCACACAGCGGGCCGAGAUUUACCAGCUCACAGAGCCGGGCAACCGGCCGGCGAACUGGCGAGCGCUCUGCGAUCAGUGCCUGAGCAUCCUGGGCAGCUUCACAGAGGAACUAACAGAGUCUAUGCAAAAGAUCAGCGUGCUUAAGGGCGCCCAGAGCUUGCCCGUACCACCCAAAACCAUCGAGUCCACCAAUGCUAGCUUGAUGGCCGAGAAGUUGCUCCUGCGGCAGUACAACCAGAUGCACGGCAUUCGGCCAAUUGUGUCGCCAGCCCAGGAAGCAGCAGUUGAACGGCCGGUCAACGGCAUCCGCCAUGUGCCCAACUGGUGUGAGCGUGUGUCCACACAGAUUGAGGGAGUGUUGCAGCGUCUGUUGAAGCGAGUCCCCGGCAUCGUUUACUUCUUCAAUGAGCAGGAAGGAGCCAAGACAGCCUACCUGCUGACCAAUUCGCUGCCGGUGGUGUACAUAUCGCAGGCUUUGGCGCAGGUUUGCGUAGCCUCGCUUAAGGAGGAUCGCUAUGGGGUGGUCCAGAACGAUCUGCCGGCCAUCAUCAAGGCCUUGAACAAGCUUCAAGGCGAGCUGCAGAAGCUGAGCAGCGUGAUAGGAAGCCUGCGGGCGCCCAGCACUGCAUUCAACGUCCUUCAUUGCGCUGUGCGCCGUAGUUUGUACAACAUUUGCAACUCCUUCGGCGACUACCUGGGGGAUCUGCUGCCGCCCGGCGAGGAGGUGAGGCAGCUGCAGGAUCUCAUCUACCAGGAGUAGAUUCCUACGUCACCCCCCAUCACACACACACACACACUUCAUCUUGUAACAUGUUUUGCAUCUCUUUCUUUAGUUGUUGUCUGCGGUAACAAUAAAAAUUUAUAAAUACAACUACAAA
This is a messenger RNA of Drosophila kikkawai, 1968 nucleotides long. It is a transcript of the gene Ndc1, whose product is annotated as Nuclear division cycle 1. Gene Ontology annotation, molecular function: protein-macromolecule adaptor activity. The record is from RefSeq and is a predicted model, not a curated record. NCBI's taxonomy places the organism in Eukaryota, Metazoa, Arthropoda, Insecta, Diptera, Drosophilidae. Gene Ontology annotation, cellular component: nuclear pore transmembrane ring. Gene Ontology annotation, biological process: nuclear pore organization.